Molecule: messenger RNA, 306 nt
Organism: Didymodactylos carnosus
Lineage: Eukaryota; Metazoa; Rotifera; Eurotatoria; Philodinida; Philodinidae
Source: the annotation of a GenBank genome assembly
AUGUUAAAUCGUCUAUGCGCUGCAUUAUGUUCAUGGUUAAUUAUGUUUUUUACUUUAAUUCGUUUUUUACAUCUAUUUCGACCGUUAAAUACAAUACGUAGUAAUGUCAUACUUGUUAUAUCAUUAAUAGGCAUUUUUGGAAUAUUAAACAGUUAUUUAGUGGCAUUUCUUAGAUAUGAAAAUCAAAAACAAAUAUUAGACAGUGAUUUAACAACAACAACAUCUACACAAAUUCCAUGGCAUUUUUCAUUGUCAACAUCUCAAUCUAAAAAUUUAACAUCAAAUUUGCUAAAACUGCAUGUUUGA